Molecule: messenger RNA, 2055 nt
Organism: Penicillium oxalicum
Lineage: Eukaryota; Fungi; Ascomycota; Eurotiomycetes; Eurotiales; Aspergillaceae
Product: putative G1/S-specific cyclin Pcl5
Exons: 2
Coding region: 1-2055 (684 amino acids)
Biological process (GO): regulation of cyclin-dependent protein serine/threonine kinase activity
Cellular component (GO): nucleus; cyclin-dependent protein kinase holoenzyme complex
Molecular function (GO): protein kinase binding; cyclin-dependent protein serine/threonine kinase regulator activity
Source: RefSeq, a predicted model, not a curated record
AUGAAUCCCUCCUCCGUCUCCGACAUGUCGGGCAUGGCCGUCUUGGGUUUGCACCUCGCCAACUCCGGUCCAAAAGCGUCCCACGCGCACUCGCACUCAUACCCGUCCUCGCUCGCCUCCUCCGCCUCCUCCUCAUCCUCCUCGAUCUUCUCUCUCGACGCGUCACACAGCUCGGUCUCAUCCACGGCCACCAACCCCGUGGAUGUCGUCUGGGAGAACGAGGGGGAGACUUUCAGGAGGAACACGGGCCCUUGCCCCCGUGUUUUUUCCAAGGGUCUGCCCCCGAAACCCGAUGCUGCCGUGCCCCCAGAGAUGCGCAUGAACCCUCGGCGCACCUCCGUCGCGUUGAACGGUUCCGCUGCCGCCGCCGCCCGCCCGCCGCCCUGUCUGCUCCGCCAGUCUGAGCGGAAAGUCAAUUUUGUCGACAACCUUGUCGACACGGCAUCGCAAAUCGUCGAAGUGAUCUGGCCCCUCUCUGCCGCGGCUUCCCGUAGUGAUGCGGCGACCGGGGCGAAAGGAGUUCUUCCUCUGCGGACUUUUAUCCAAGAGACCCUUCGUCGUUCGCGGACCAGCUACUCGACCCUGCAGGUGGCGCUGUACUAUCUGAUCAAGAUCAAGUCCCAUGUGCCCGCCCACGAUGUUCCACCGGAGCAGCGUCGGGAGCAGGCCUGCUCGCGAGCCAUGCAGUGCGGUCGUCGCAUGUUUUUGGCGGCCUUGAUUCUGGCUUCCAAAUAUCUGCAAGACCGUAACUACUCGGCCCGCGCGUGGAGCAAGAUCUCUGGAUUGAACACCCUCGAAAUCAAUCAGAACGAACUGAUGUUCCUGGAUGCGGUUGGCUGGAGACUGCACAUCUCCGAAGCUACCUUCCAGCGAUGGACGGAAAUCGUUCUGAAGUUGACUCCCGGUGCAGGCAGCACCCCCGCGGGUGAAGGGUAUUCCUGGCGCAGCGUCCUUCCGCGACUCACCCCCGAUUUGGACUCCUUCGACUUGGAGCCGAUGACCCCCACGUCGAUGGGUUGCAGUCCGGAGCUUGGCUUUGCCGACUUCCCUUCGCCUCGCAGUGCUCCUACCUUGGAGUCGCUUCGCCCGGCUGGGCGCGAGCAGACGCCUGCUUGCCCUCGUAGCCUGCCCCGCACCAUGGAGCCUGCUCCCCGGUCGGGGUAUGCCCAUCUGCCUCUGCCCACCCUCUCUCGCCCCCACAUGUUGCCGACACCUCAGAUGACCCCCCAGUCGCACGUUCUGUGCACUCCUGCUGCGAGUGCUCCGUCGUGCGAUCCCCGCCGUCCGUCUAUCGGUAGUGCGAUGGCUCAAGUGCAGAAUAUGGGUAUGGCGCGCUCGAUCCUCGAUCAGCGCCCGCCGCUCUCAGUCUGUCCUCGUGUUCUGUCGUCCGAUGGUUACCCGGUCGUGGGUCGCCGGUCUUCUUUGGCUCGGUCAACUUCCUCUUCCUCGUCGGCGUCCUCUCCGGAUUCGAUGGUGUCGGACGUUUCGACUUUGUCCUCGCGCUCCUCGCGUUCCUCGUCCGUCUCAUCCAUCGUUUCCGGUCUUGGGACCUCGGCCCCUUCUCGCCUGGCUGUCACGGCGACCUUGCGUUGCACCAGCAAUUCUUUGAAGGAAAAUCGGAAGAAUCUGGCUAUCGCCUCGCCGAUCGAUGAGAUGCCUUUGACCAGCCUAUACAAGUCUCCCGAUUAUCCCGCUCCUGUGGCUUCGAUGGCAGAUUUUUCUGGCUUCGUCUUGGACUCCAGUCUCAGCGAGGCUGCUCAGAGCCUCUGCGAGUUGUCAGGAGCUACCCCCGAUCGGCGUCAGUGUCGCAAGCGGGGUCGAACUGGAUCUGAAGAUCUCCUUCUCCAGGGCCAUGUCCGUCAGCUGAUUGACGCGGGCGCCUCGGGUGCGUCGGCGGCUUCUAUCCGUUCUCACGGGUACCCGCUGGAUUCCCUGCAGCCGCUCACAGCAAGGUCCUCUCUCUCGGGACCUGCGGGCAUGAAACGAGCUUGCUGUGGCAGCGAGGCGAGAAAGAUUGCUCUCAACCCAGGCCUUCGCGCGGAGUACCUGUCUUGA